UUAUAUUUCAACAAAAAUUUGGAUUUUAUUAUCUUUUAUUUAUAAAAAUGUCAAACGAAGCUAAUAAUGAUAAUUCGACAACCGAUGAAGAUCCUACAAUCAUUGAUCCUAAUAAAACACAAAAUGAUGGUAAAACCUAUUUGAUUAUAAAACGAUAUGAAAAAUAUGAAGAUUCUGAUGAACAAGAUGAUUAUGAACCAAUAGCAUUGGAUAUUGAUUCAACAGAAUUGGAAUUUACUCAUUGUCGGAUAGCUACCACUAAAAAUUUCGAUAUACUUACUAAAACUGAAUUUCUUGGCCUACGAAAUAAUUUGAUAACAAAAAUCGAAGGUUUCAUUCAGCUUAUUACUCUUCGUGAACUUGAAUUGUAUGAUAAUCAAAUUGAAAAAAUUGAAAAUCUAACUAAUCUCAUAAAUUUAGAAGUUCUUGAUCUUUCAUUCAAUCGACUUAAACGAAUCGAAGGUAUUGAUACGUUGGUUAAUUUGAAAAAAUUAUUUCUGGUCAAUAAUCAAAUUGAAAAAAUAGAAAAUCUAAACACUUUAAUCAAUUUGGAGACAUUAGAAUUGGGUGCAAAUCGUAUAAGAAGAAUUGAAAAUAUUGAAAAUUUAAUAAAAUUAGAAAAUCUAUUUCUUGGAAAAAAUAAGGUGACCAAAUUGGAAAAUCUUGAUCAUCUGAAAUCAUUAACAUUGUUGAGCAUACAAUCGAAUCGUAUAACCAAGAUCGAAGGAUUAGAUUGUUUGGAAAAAUUGCAACAACUUUAUCUUAGUCAUAAUGGUAUUGGCAAGAUUGAAAAUCUAGAUAAAAAUUUAAUGAUCGAUACGCUUGAUUUAGCUGGUAAUCAAAUUAAACGAUUUGAAAAUAUUGAACAUUUAACAGAACUGGAAGAACUUUGGUGUAAUGAUAAUCAAAUCGAUGAUUGGCAUAAUGUUCAGGUGUUAGCUAAAACUGCCAAAUUAUCUACCGUUUAUCUUGAAAGAAAUCCAAUUGCAAUGGAUCAAAUGUAUCGAAAAAAAUUGAUGCUUAUUGCAUCGACAUUGAAACAAAUUGAUGCAACAUUAUGUCGAUAGACUGGAUAGUAUUGUCUUGUUUAAAUCAAACAAACAAAAAAAAUUUUUGUUCACUCCGGUUUGUUGUGAAUUUUUUUUUGUUUGUUUGUUUGUUCG
Molecule: messenger RNA, 1163 nt
Organism: Dermatophagoides farinae (American house dust mite)
Lineage: Eukaryota; Metazoa; Arthropoda; Arachnida; Sarcoptiformes; Pyroglyphidae
Molecular function (GO): protein binding
Source: RefSeq, a predicted model, not a curated record